Mus musculus (house mouse) is the source of this 7052-nucleotide messenger RNA. RefSeq names its product uracil phosphoribosyltransferase (gene Uprt). Lineage: Eukaryota; Metazoa; Chordata; Mammalia; Rodentia; Muridae. Gene Ontology annotation, cellular component: nucleus; nucleoplasm; cytoplasm. Bases 159 to 1091 code for a protein of 310 amino acids. Gene Ontology annotation, biological process: response to insulin; lactation; UMP biosynthetic process. The transcript is spliced from 7 exons. The record is from RefSeq and is marked validated.
GUGCGAAAGGACCGUAGAGGCCUAGGGGUGAGAGGGCAGCCAGGGUUAGAGAUUUGGAGGAGCCAGGGGCCAGGAGGACGCACGUGUCCGCAUCCUUUUCUUCUUGCCCUUUAUCCCUAGGGUUUGAUAGCAGCGGGGAUAGCUCGGGGGCCCCGUGUAUGGCCUCGGAGUUACAGCGUCCGGACUCCAUGCCCUGUCACAAUCGGCAAGUAAACUCUACUUCUAGCCCAAGUCCCGAGCAUCUGCUAGCCGAGGACCGGGUCCUGGAUCAUGCAGAGGAAAAUAACGCUGCUAUGGCUAAGCUGACUCUCCUCCCUGGGCACGCCCAUUCUAGCGUGCUUUCGGAGCGGGACUCUCCGGCCUGCUGCAGCACUAAUCUUCACUCUGAGAACCACAGUGACAGUAGUGACAGUGGCAACUACGAUGCACCUGUCGGCGGCGACUCCCUGCUAGGGGACUGUGAACUCUCCCGACAGAUUGGGGCUCAGCUUAAGUUGCUGCCUAUGAAUGAUCAGAUCCGGGAGCUUCAGACUAUCAUCCGGGACAAGACAGCCAGUAGAGGGGACUUCAUGUUUUCUGCAGAUCGCUUGAUCAGACUUGUUGUAGAAGAGGGACUGAAUCAGCUGCCAUAUAAAGAAUGUAUGGUGACCACUCCGACAGGGCACAAGUAUGAAGGAGUGAAAUUUGAGAAAGGAAAUUGUGGGGUCAGCAUAAUGAGAAGUGGUGAGGCAAUGGAACAAGGUUUGCGAGACUGCUGUCGAUCCAUACGGAUUGGGAAGAUCCUGAUUCAGAGUGAUGAGGAGACACAAAGGGCCAAAGUAUAUUAUGCCAAGUUCCCCCCAGACAUUCAUCGCAGAAAAGUCCUUCUGAUGUAUCCAAUUCUCAGUACUGGAAAUACUGUAAUUGAAGCUGUAAAGGUUCUUAUAGAACAUGGUGUUCAACCCAGUGUUAUUAUCCUACUCAGUCUCUUCUCCACCCCACAUGGUGCCAAAUCAAUCAUUCAAGAAUUUCCAGAGAUCACAAUUUUAACUACAGAAGUCCAUCCUGUUGCACCUACACAUUUUGGACAGAAAUACUUUGGAACAGACUAAGUUCUUAAAGGAAAAUGAAAUACCUUACAUAAUAUUAUGGUUAUAAAUGGAUUCCAUAUCUGUUUUUACUAAUUUGUUUGAGAAAAUAUGUUAGGAAUACCUUUUAACAUUGGAAGUAGGUGUAGCAACAAGAAAUAUUGGAAGUUUAUUUAUUUGAUUUGAUCAUUUCUUCACAUGUGGUACCAAAUUCAACAAUGAAGCACAACCUCAGUGCUUAAAACCGAUGGAAAUUUUAAUUGUAUGCUAAUAGAAGUCACUGACUCUUCAGUUAGUCCAUGGAGACUGUAGAACUUAGGACCCCAUCUCUUGGUUUGGAAGUUGCUUGUAGCUGCCAAGAAAACCCAAAUGAGAGUUAGUUCUUUGGUACACUGCAGGUUUACACUGUCCUUACUGUGUUUUAGCUCUAGAGUGUUUCCCUGUAUGUGGGUCUUGUCACCCUCUGUACUCUAUAUACUAUAUAUAUAUACACAUAUACAUAUAUAUAUAUGUACAUAUAUAUAUGUACACACACACACACACACACACACACACACACACACACACACACACACACACACACACACACAUGCAGGUACCUUGAAGAAGAGAGAAUGAGAGUAUAUCCCGGAAUUUUAUGUUGCCAUUUAUGUCCUCACUUAAUUUGCAGGCCCAAGAUGUCCGCUUAACUUGUCUGCUAAGCCGUUGUAUUCCUCAAGGCUGGCUCAUUUCCCCAAGUGGGAAUUGAGGGAAGGUACUUACCAAGCUGUAACAUGGUGACAAAGACGCAGGGUCUUUUCAGUAACUGAAUCUGUAACAUGAGUCUACAGAGACUAAACCACCGAUGCCUGAUGCUGACCCAAGAGAGCUCAAUCAGCCUUCUACAAAGGAAUUGGUGUAGAUUUUUCUAAGAUGUGGGGGAAAGUAGAGGCUUUGCUUUUCGUGGCCAAUAAGGAAAUCAAAACGGUUCUUUGGUUGUUGUUGUUUUUCAAGGUAGGGUUUCUCUGUGUUCCUCGGGCUGUCCUGGAACUCACUGUGUAGACCAGGUUGGCCUUGAACUCAUAGAGAUCCACCUGCUUCUGCCUCCCAAGUUCUGGGAUUAAAGGCAUGCAGCACAACACAAUAUGCAAUACGGUUCUUUUUAAUUUAGUUGUUUCUAUUACUUGCUUUUGGUUUGGAACUUAGUUAUUUUGCAUGUCUUAUGACUAUACCUGUAUUAAAGUAGAGAAUACAUAAAGUCUUUUAAAAUAUAUAAGGUUUGUAUGUGUUCAUAUUUAAGCUUCUGAAAGGAGAGGAAACAAUUUUAGAAUCAAUCUUUGCACUUUUGAAAUGUGCUUAUAAAACCCAGAUUCCUGUUUUACAUGGAUAUUGUGGUGGCUGGGUGAUUACUUGAUUAAUUACACUCUCAUGGCCCUGCAGAGAGCUGCUGUGGGGCUCUGUUGAAAAGUAUAAGAAAAAGUACAUAGGAAUUUCUUAGAACUGAAGCUGAAAAGGUCAGUGAAGCUCAAGGGAGGAAAGCAACCUGGAGGAAAUUGACUGGACUUUACCUUAUGGUUCUAGCCUACUAAACUUCACUGUACUGUUGUUGUUGUUGUUGUUUCUUUGAGGCAGAGCUUCUCUGUGUAGUCCUGGCUAUCCUGAAACAUGCUCUGAAGACCAGGCUGGCCUCCAACUCAGAGAUCCACCAACCUCUGCCUUCCAAGUGCUAAGAUUAAAUGUGUGUGCCACCAUGCCCAGCUACUUUGUUUUUGGUUGUGAGCCUAGCCUUCAAUGGCUGAGCCAUCUCUCCAGCCCUAUUUUUGAAGACUAUUAUGUAAUAAAAUUAAAAUUCAUCAAACAGUUCCUUCCAUAGUAGAAUGUUGCCUUCAAGUUCUUCCUGAAAUUUUUUUGAGAUAGGGUCUCCUGGCUGGCUUGUAACACAUAGACAUCAUCCUGCCUCUUGAGUGCUGGGAUUAAAGUUGUGCUGAAAGUUAUAUUUAUAUUUGAUAUUAGGUGUCCUAAGAAUGAUGUGAGUGCAAAUUCAGAUAUAACGGAUCUGUUGACAUUGUUAUUGCACUGAAUCAGUAGAAAAGACAAUGGAUGCUCACUAACAUGGGUGUGGUAGGAGGAUUUCAACUUUGAGGCUAGUGUAAGUAACUGAGUCAGAUCUUGUCUCAAAAAUUUUGUUUUGCCCACUAACCUAAGAAUUGCUGUGACUCAAUUGAAUUGGUGCUUGUCUUGGCUGCAGUAUUAUCUUUGAAUAUGAGAUAAUUUCAAACUCCACUGUAGGGAUAAAACCAUAUUUUAAGCAAACUCUUUUUUAAAUUUUGAAUCAUGUCUUCGUACAUAGGCUAGCUUUGAACUUGCUGUGUAGUCAACUCUGAUCUUGAACUCCUGUUCUCACUGCCUCCACUGACUUCUGGUAUGAAAGGCUUACCACCAGCAUGCCAAUUUAAAACAAAUUAUUUUUCUACCAUUAGCCAUUUAGAUUCAAAUGUCUGUUGCUUUUCAGCAAUAAAUGUGAUUAAAAGUUAACUACAUUUGAUUCUCACAUGGAAGCUUAGUAUAAACAGUAGGAAUUAUUCAAUAAGGUCAUAUUCCCUUCUGAUGUUUGUACCCUACAACUCCUGCAGAUAUAACUCUGGUCUCUGAAUUUUGGAAUGCUUUAGCAAACAAAUUCGUACUUGCAGGGCUAAUCACUUGCAGGACUCUAUUUUCUAAAGUCAACAUAAGAUUAACAGACUAUUAAAAGUAAGAUUGACUUUAGUGACAUGAACUUCAGAGCAGUAUAAAUUGUGCAGGUUCUUUAUUGAAAAAUAGAAGCUAGAGCAAAAUGAUGUGCAAAUAACACAAAGCUGUGAUUCUCAAAGUAUGGCAUACAUCAUAAUUAUUCCCAAUGAUGUGCUACAGAUUGCUGAACCCCAAAUUUACAGUGUCUGAUUUAAUGUCUUGAUUUCCAACAUUGAUUCUUUUUAUAAUGUAGGCCUUUGAUGAUAUAAAACUUUCCAUAAGGAUUUAGCUGAUUUUUGAUAUGUUUCCAUUUUGAUUUUCUUUUAUAUUUCUUCAACCCAGGGUCAUUUAGAAGCAUCAACCAACUGCAAAUAUUCACACCAUUUUCCAUAUUUCUCUUUACUAUUGUUUCCUAAUUUAACUCCAUGGAGGUCAGAGAAUAUGAUUGUCAUGAUUUGAAUUCUUUCAAUUUGUGAGAUUUUUUAGACAAAGGCUCUUGUCCAUAAACUAUUGUUAUGUGGUAAGCCUCCUUCCUACCACUUGUUCUACUGAUUAUUAGGAGAAGGAUAUUGAAAACUCAGAUUAAAAGUGUUGUAUUUAUUUCUUCUUUCAAUUCUAUGAAGGUUUUGCUUUGUGUAUUUUGAAGCACUCUUGUUAGGUGUAUACGCUGUUAGGGUGGCUGUAGUCUCUUGAUGAUAUGACCUGUUAAUACUCUUUGUGCUGAAAUCCCAGAUUUCUUUUGAGUCGAUUUACUUUUAACAUGGUUAUGUUUUAAUGUGAAUUUAUUAUAGUCAGGUUUGGAGCUGUGUCUUGCUUUUUUUGAUCCUUUUUUUUAAUUAGAUAUUUUCUUCAUUUACAUUUCAAAUGCUAUCCCAAAAGUCCCCCAUACCCUCCCCCCCCCACUCCCCUACCCACCCACUCCCACUUCUUGGCCCUGGAGUUCCCCUGUACUGGGGUAUAUAAAGUUUGCAAUACCAAGGGGCCUCUCUUCCCAUUGAUGUGUCUUGCUUGUUAAAAAAUCCAUUUUGACAGUGUCAGCUUUUUGUUGCAGUGUUUAGAUAAUUUUUGUGUCAUGUAAUUAUUGACAUGAUUGGUUUUAGAUCUACCAUAUGGCUAUUUCCUUCUAUAUUUACUUUUUUUUCAUUUUCAUCUUUUUGAUUAUUAUUUAUGAUUCUAUUUUAUGUCUUCAUGAUGUUUGUGUCAGCUCUUUCCACUGAAUCCUCCAGGAUCUUGGCCCAAACUCUUUCUCUCUCUCUAUUAUAUAGCUCUAGCUGUCCUGAAAUUUACUGUGUAGACUAGGCUGCCCUUGAACUUGUAGUGCCAGGACUAAAGGCAUGUACCACCAACUUGGCCAGCCUAGUCUCCCUUAAAGGAAGACUUCUGUAUUUUUCUGAGCAUUUACAUUUAAUAUAGCAGUUGUACAACAGACAAAUUAUAGAAAUAAUAGCAUGAGUAUAUCUGACGUUUGGAGGAUUCUAUGCAAAAUAUAGACUUGAAGCAGUUAAUCAUUUAUAAAGCCAUUAUAUACAUCUCAAAUAUUUUAUAUUAAUCUGAUUAUUUUCCCUUUGUCUACCAUUAUUUGACCAUUAUGACAAGCUCAUAUGGGACUGAUUAUCAUAUUAAUUUGUUAACUUCAUCUAGCUUCUCAUAUCAGUCAUUUUCCUUUGAUAUCACAUCUCAAAGAAGCGUAAAUAAAGUUGCUCAAUACAUAUAAUUAUCAGUGCAUUAUUUGACCUGUUUAAUAUACUUGAAUUUUACCAGCAUUUCUAACCUUCCACCAUAUCACACAAAUACUGCAUGGUUAGUUUAUUCUACAGGUCACUCAGAUAACCAUUAUACUUUGCCCCCAUAUAAUUGGCUCUUGACCAAGUGCCAGAUAUUGUUUAGGGAAAGGUGAUGUUAUAGUUGAGCAAGAUUUGUUUAUUUCCAGGUUUCAAAUCAAUAUUUUAGUUUAUUCGAGCUGUUGUAAAAAUACCAGUGUAGGUGUUUUGUUUUGUUUUGUUUUGUUGUUUCUCUGUGUAACAGUCCUGGCUGUUGUGGAACUAGUUUAGUAGACCAGGCUGUCCUCAAACUUAGAGAGAUCUGCCUGCCUCUACCUCCUGGGUGCUGGGAUUAAGGACAUAGACCACCACUCCUGGCAGGACUGGUUCUUAUGGCAAAUCUAAGCAUGUAGUUUAGAAUUAUUUCUACGUCUGCUGUAAAAUCAAGUACAACUUCCUUUGCUCUGUUCUUGGCAUGAGGGCAGGCAGUGCAUAUUAGUGUAAGCUGGUUUUGCCUUCAGAGAAUUUGAAGUUUGGAGGCUGAGUUUGGAGGUUUAAAGGAAUUCUGCAAGUGUUGAUGUGCCAUUGUCUAUCUCGAAGGGCUAUUGAUUCAUAUCUGGGGCAGGCUCCAACUGUUUUAAAUUGGUUUAAAGACCCUAUUUGUUCAUGGCUUUGCCCGACUGUGAGUACUAACACUCUCCAGCUUUAUUCAAGGAAUCUGCCUGUCCCAGGUUGCUAAAGCCUUACCAGGCUGAUUCCUGUCUUCUGGAAGAGUGAUCUUUCUACUGAUUUAAUCUACUUAAAUUACCAUUUUCUUCUGAAUGUCAUUCAUUAAAAGGAAAUCUCUUUUGCUCUAGCAGUCACACUACUGAGUAUGUAAGCAGAGAGAAUGAAAUUACCAUGCUGAAGAGACAUCUGCACUCCUGAGUUCAUUGAAGCAGUAUUUUCAUUAAUUAAAAACUAGAAACAGCCAAAGUGUACAUCACAUGAUAAAUGUAUAAAGAGAGGAUGGUGCAUUUAUAUGAUAGGUUACUACUCUGCCAUACAAAGGAAUGAAAUCCUGUCUUUUGUGACACAAUCAGAUGUAACUGGAGAUUAUGUUAAGUGAGUGAAACAAGCCAGUCACAGAUUACACCAUAUGAUUUCUGCUCAUGUAGAAUCCAGUGAAAAAUGAUCUCAUACAAGUUGUUACCAAAAGCUGUGGGGGAGAUGCCCAAAUGGGAAAAGGUUGAACAAGGGUCACUAAGUUACAGUUACUUAGAAGAAAGUUCUGCUGUGCUAUUACAUACUUGUGUGUCUGUAGAUCAUCAUUAAUGUACUAUACAUGAAAAUUAGAAGAAAAUAUUUUGUUAAGUUUUUACUAUGAAGAAGUGAUAAUGAGGAAAGAGAUAAACAUGAUUUAAAUAUUAUACAAUAUGUACAUGUACUGAAAUAUAUGAUAUCUCAUUAAUAUGUACAAAGUUUCUUUUUAUGGCUCACUUAAAAUAAAUUAAAAUAAAUUAAAAAUAAUAACUGA